ACAAUUCACAGUUUAUCUGCAUAUUCACUAACUACACAGCAUUUCACUUGGUUAAACUCGAUCCUACCUGUCUGCAGAUAUUUUACGAUGUUUAAUCGUCUAACAAGUUUAUCAAGUCUGAUAAUUUUCUCUUUGGCUAACUUAGAGGCCUGCAAAAGAAAUCCACCAAUUGGUAAAAUAUAUGAUUUCACGGUCACUGAUAUUGACGGUAAUGAAGUUCAGUUAAAUAAAUAUUCGGAUAAAGUCUGCAUAAUUGUGAAUGUCGCCACUGAAUGA
This is a messenger RNA of Schistosoma turkestanicum, 276 nucleotides long. The record is from the annotation of a GenBank genome assembly. NCBI's taxonomy places the organism in Eukaryota, Metazoa, Platyhelminthes, Trematoda, Strigeidida, Schistosomatidae.